GGAGGCAGUGUACAGCAGAUGGGUGGAGGUGCCAGGAGGAUGGCGGGCAAUGGGCCAGUGAGAUCGCUAGGGGGUCUUUGGGUGAUGGGCAGGCGUGGGCGUACUAUUGACAUCAUGGAUGUGUCCUCACAACAAGGCUCCACCAUGAGCAUGGCAAACUUUACAAAGUACUACACGAAUGCGAAACGCGACAAACUCUACAACGUCAUUAGCCUGGAGUUCACCAAGACUAAGUUGGAGCCUCUAGUGCAGUCACCCAGUCUGGUACGUCAUUUGGAUUGGGUGGACUUGGUGUGGCCGGAAAUAUUGCGCGCUUUGCAGCAGGAGGCCACCAACCGACUGGUCGACAUGAAAUAUCCCAAAGUGCAAAAGUACUGCCUGAUGAGCGUCGGUGGCUGCUACACAGAUUUCCGUAUCGACUUUGGUGGCACAUCCGUCUGGUAUCAUAUUCUCAAGGGUGGAAAGGUUUUCUGGCUGAUUCCUCCGACCCCAAUCAAUCUUCAGAUCUAUGAGCAGUGGGUGUUGUGGGGUAAACAGCAGGAUAUCUUCCUGGGUGACAUGGUCGAGACGUGUGCCCGCGUCGAAUUGAAACCAGGCUGGACUUUUGUCAUUCCUACUGGUAUAUCAUCUCGUGACGACCACAUUGAAGUCUGAAUUUGAAGUGCGAAGAUGCUUCAGCAACCACAUCGUACUUUUCCAUUGCUUUUCAUUGUGCUUCUACUGUGCAUGUGUGUAACUUGUGGGGUAUACAUGUGAUGACAUUGUAUGCUGGUGACACGGUCAGAUUUUGUCCAUGCGUGUAACGUACACCUGCAUGUUAUGCAUCGAAAAGGAUCUGCCACUUGCGAUCCUGGGACAAGUAUCAGGUCAGCUUUGUUUUGUGUGGGCUGUACCAGAUUGCUGUUCACUUUUCUAUCUGUUCGAUAUGUGACUUUCUGCAAGUCUCUGGUGUAUGGUGGCCACUUCUUUGCUUGUCACUUUGUAUGAUAUUACAUUCUGUAUUCGCUGCUUCCAUGGCGUGGUCUGCAAACUGCAACCCUUGGGCAAAUGUCAUGUUUGCUAUGUUGUGCUUUGGCCGUCAGCUUGUCUACACGUUGUAGUUGAAUUAUUUUGUUCCCCAACUGACUUCCUGAAGUACGGUGGCCACUGCUUUGCAUGGCAUUUUA
Molecule: messenger RNA, 1166 nt
Organism: Sycon ciliatum
Lineage: Eukaryota; Metazoa; Porifera; Calcarea; Leucosolenida; Sycettidae
Product: lysine-specific demethylase 2A-like
Exons: 6
Coding region: 19-654 (211 amino acids)
Biological process (GO): protein demethylation; regulation of transcription by RNA polymerase II
Molecular function (GO): transcription coregulator activity; histone demethylase activity
Source: RefSeq, a predicted model, not a curated record